UACCUGAAGAGACAUCAUUACCUACAUUUAAGACCAGAUUAGUAAAUAUACUGUCUAAUACCCUCAAAAGCACAUUGAAAUUCAGGAUCAAGCAUAUUAGCACUUUUUCACUUCAAGUUCGUGAAGUUGGUAUUAGCACCGCUUCUGAUGACCUAAAUCCUACAUAUUAUUAUCGCAAAGUAGCCUGUGAAAAAAAAUUACCUCUUUUAAGCUGGGCAGUACUAAGUAAUUAUUUAUACAAAUACAAAGGAAAUGCAUCAGCAAAUAUUUAUUCAUUCCAAGUAUCUGUGAACAAUUACAAUCCAAUCA
Funneliformis geosporum is the source of this 309-nucleotide messenger RNA. The record is from the annotation of a GenBank genome assembly. NCBI's taxonomy places the organism in Eukaryota, Fungi, Glomeromycota, Glomeromycetes, Glomerales, Glomeraceae.